GAAAGAAAAAUGGCGAAUCUCGUGGAGGCGACUACCCAACAGCAGUUUGAAGAUUUCUUAGCCAAAGCUGGAAAAUGCCUGACCGUGGUGCAUUUUCAAGCGGCGUGGGCUCCUCAGUGUGGCCAAAUGAACGAGGUGAUGGCCGAACUAGCCAAAGAACAUGCGCACACUACGUUCGUGAAGCUGGAGGCGGAAGCGGUCCCGGAGGUGUCGGAGAAGUAUGAAAUUUCCUCCGUCCCCACUUUCCUUUUUUUCAAGGGGGGAGAGAAAGUGGACAGCCUGGACGGGGCUCACGCUCCGGAACUGACUAAGAAAGUGCAGCGCCUCGCAGUGAGCGAGGGUCCCGGUGGAGCCGCUGAGGGCAGCGGCGCAGAUCUGAACCAGCGGCUGAAGAAGCUGCUCAACGCCGCCCCCUGCAUGCUCUUCAUGAAGGGGUCACCCCAGGAGCCCCGCUGCGGAUUCAGCCGACAGAUAGUGGCGCUGCUGAAAGAGCACAAAAUCCAGUUCAGCAGCUUCGACAUCCUGUCCGAUGAGGAGGUCCGACAGGGGCUGAAGACCUACUCCAACUGGCCCACCUACCCCCAGCUGUAUGCGAACGGGGAGCUGGUGGGAGGACUGGACAUAGUGAAGGAACUGGCUGAGUCCGGAGAGCUGGAGAACACCUGCCCGAAGGCUGUCACCUUAGAGCACCGACUGAAGACCAUCAUCAAUCAGAGUCCAGUCAUGCUGUUCAUGAAGGGCAAGAAAGAGGCUGCCAGAUGUGGCUUCAGCAGGCAGUUACUGGAGCUUUUGAACGGUACUGGGGUGGAUUAUGACACCUUUGAUAUUCUGCAGGAUGAAGAAGUGCGGCAGGGGCUCAAGACUUACUCUAACUGGCCAACCUACCCUCAGCUCUACGUGAAAGGAGAGCUUAUCGGUGGUUUGGACAUUGUCAAGGAGCUGAAGGAGAGUGGAGAGCUGGUAUCAGUCCUGAAAGGGGAGUAGUAGAUGGAUCUGCAUUGGCCAUCUGAGGGAGGGAACAAGAAGCUGCUGCACAUACCCAGAUUAGCUCCAGUAACCCUGCAGAAGGGUCAAAAUUUUCUCUAGUAACUAAUUGUAUUGCAGCAGGGGGAUAGAUUCACUAUAAUUACAGACAGAAAUGAAACUGCUGUCAACAGUAAGAAUUUACAUCUGUUUUCCUUUCUGGUAAUGGUCAUUACUGGAAAGUUGGGCUACUAGAAAUUCACUUAAGUAAAUACUUCUUGCUGUCUGAUUCUUGGAAAACUAAUGACGUUAGUUCACAAUAUCUGCAUUUUUUGGGAUUAUAGCUUUCCUUCCAGUGUUGACAGCCUCACGCUUCAGUACGUUAUAUAAACUUUUAUUUUCCUACCCAGGCCAGCUGCUCACUGUUCACACCGUCCUGUCUGCACAUUCUCCUCCAAGCUGUUUUUAAGCUCUGUGCAAGGAUCACUCUGUUAACAAGCUAUGCGUGUUUGUCAGUAAGAUUACGAUUAAAAAUUAAAACAAUUGAAAGUG
Pundamilia nyererei is the source of this 1515-nucleotide messenger RNA. RefSeq names its product glutaredoxin 3 (gene glrx3). NCBI's taxonomy places the organism in Eukaryota, Metazoa, Chordata, Actinopteri, Cichliformes, Cichlidae. The transcript has a single exon. The record is from RefSeq and is a predicted model, not a curated record. Bases 10 to 984 code for a protein of 324 amino acids. Gene Ontology annotation, cellular component: nucleus; cytosol. Gene Ontology annotation, biological process: intracellular iron ion homeostasis.